CAGUAAACUGUGAGAGGUUUCCAGCGAUUCGUCAGGUGAAACUCUUGGUCGUCGUUAAAUUUCGUUUCCCUAGUGCCCCCGUCAUCGAACAUUUUCGGCCUAUGCAUCACGACAUACACAAAAGCAAACAAUUACAUUCUCUGAGGUUAAUACUUCGGAGCUGAUUCGCCGAAUGCAUCGGUCAGCUGUCAAACUGUCAACGAUAGGAAGCCGUGUAUGUCGCUCAACUCCUCUCCCAACAUCUCUACCGUGGUAGUGGAAAAGCGACGACGCGGGACCAAUGGAUAUCAGUCGGCUAGAAGCCGCGGAGAACGUCUGGUCUGCGGAGACUUGAUCGAUUCGAGAAAUAGUGCAACGUCUCGUGCGGACUAUCAUUAUCGUCACGGAGUCACUGAUUCUUGUCGCGCGGUGUUCUAGCAGACGGUUUGCGGAUUUCGUUUCGCGGCCGAUAGAAUAAUCGCGAGUCGACGGAGCCGUUCGUAAACGAAAAUAGAAAUAUCAUAGCAGGAACACGUGACAGCGAAUGUGACAGGCUGCGAACGGACGGGUCGUUUCCACGAUUGGCCAGAUCUCGCGGCGACGCGAAUAAUCUUGAGCGAGAACGGAGUGACACGGAAAUCUAUUGGCAAUUUCACCGGAAAACACGCAGUGAAGUUGCCUCGGUGGGUGCCAUUGACCGCCAUAUUCAGGAGAUUCGUUCGGGAGACACAGUUUCGAAAAAACACUCGGAAGGUGGUAAGUCCGUGCAGUGACAGGGAGCAUUGGUAGGUUAGGGGUCGGUUGUUAAACGCGACACGCGUGCUAAUCGGUGGUUAGGACACAACGGAAGCCCCGCAUCGCCGAGAUGGAGUUCAAGUUCAACGUAAAUAAACUCUUGCCCAGAAAGAUCAACAAGGUCACGCACACUCUCAUCCCAGAAGACUUCAAAGGUGACCGUCGAGAAUUAAACGAAUGCCAGAGACAACUGAGCAGGGUCUUGGACGACAUGGGCGAGGCCUCGGCCAGAGCCCAGGGUCUGAACAAGCCAAUAACCAGCGCCCUAAAACUUCGGGACACCGACCAUAUAGUUUAUCUGCUAGUCGAUAAUGAAGCAAACACUGGACUGGGCAGCGUGGUCGGCCUGCUAAAGACCGGAUCGAAGAAUCUCUUCAUGUUCGACGAAACCGGAGUUCAUUAUCAGCUGAAGCCUAGAUGCAUUUUGGACUUUUACGUCCACGAAACCCGGCAACGCAUGGGCCUCGGGAACAUCCUGUAUCAGUAUAUGCUAUCUGAAGAGAAUAUUAGGCCGGUGAAACUGGCGAUCGAUAGACCCUCCGAGAAGUUCUUAGCCUUUCUGGACAAACACUAUGGCCUCUCGAAAAUAAUACCGCAGAAUAACAAGUUCGUCGUCUUCCAAGGGUUUUUCGAUGACGAGCGCCAGGAUGUCAGAUCAAACAGAUACAGCCUUCCUGCUAAUAUUGACAUCGCUGGGCAGAGUAACAUUCACAACAAUGUUGGCAAAAAUAAUUCUGGCAUGAAAGAAAUUCAUUAUCCAUCUGUUACACGUAAUUCGUUCGGCAGAUAUGCUGCUGCCAGACCACCUUGUUCCAUGGCAAAUAUAAUUCAUAACACAACGGUGCUUGGUCCAUCCGCAGAACGUACUGGUUACUUUUUCAGUGAAAAACCGAGAACGCCUGCCGUCAUACAAUCGAAACCGGAAAGACCACGUUCUUUGAGUCUUUACUCUGAAGAAGAACAGAAGCAGCGUACAAGCGAAUUAUCCACGGUUCCGACACCUGCUUUACCUGAUCACCAACCCACUCCCCUAGCUACCAUUUUACGAGAAACAGAGAAAACCGAAAAGAAUGUGAAGCCAUCUCCUUCCUGUAGUCAAGAAGUAGUAGCUGGUAGCAACCAACACUCUCGUUUGGACCUCAAAUUUUACCAUUCACCCCUGUGGUAAAGCAGUUGAAGAAGUGAGGAAUUGACAUUUCUUUAAAUAGAACUAUUUCAUAUUUAUUAACAAUCUUAGAGGAAUUGUAAUGGAAAAUUGUAUUGCUCGUGUAUGUGACGAAGUAUAAAAAAAGAAACUAUAACUUCCACGGUAGAACAACUGUGGGAAGAUAGUUAAUAAUGACUAUAUGAAGUGGUAGUAUUUAUUACAAUAGAAUGUGUUCUCUUUUCAAGAAAAAGAAAUGCAUAUAUUUAUUAACAAAAAUAGUAUUCUCGUAUUUUUUAUUCGAAACGAGUUGCGUACAAAGGUGAAACACAAAAACUUUUUUUAAUUUUUUGAUAAGACUAUAAGUUUUAAUAUCUUCUCUCUUUAUAAUGUUGUUUUAAAUUUGUAUGAAAUAAUCUAAUUAUAUGUGUUUCGAAUGUAACCGUUCUCAGUACAAAUACCUAAAAAUAAUGAAUUUCCAUUAUUUGAUAUGAUUGUGACAUUCAAAUUGUUUGGUGAAUAUUCACAAAAGAACGAACUCAAAUGUAGUAGAUAAGAGUCGGGGUAGAAUUCAUGUGUAAACUGGCUUGUAAUUUUAUAUACACAUACUUAGUCAAAGGUGUAGUGCCAGCUAUUUCUCUAGUAAUGAAGAAGGAAAAUAUUAUUUUGCUAAGGUUUACAAUGAAAUUUGUGUACCAAGGUAGAAAGUAAAUAAUUUAUACAACUCAAACAAUUUUGUUACAUCCCUGUAAGAUAAUAUUAUCCUUAUUCAUCAAACAUGAAACUUGGACUCACUAUAUUUUAUCGGUGGUGUAAAUCAAGUUUUGAUAGAUGUUUUCAUGUGCAAUAAAAUGAUUUCCGAAUU
Megalopta genalis is the source of this 2783-nucleotide messenger RNA. RefSeq names its product alpha-tubulin N-acetyltransferase. Gene Ontology annotation, molecular function: tubulin N-acetyltransferase activity. Gene Ontology annotation, biological process: alpha-tubulin acetylation. Gene Ontology annotation, cellular component: microtubule. The record is from RefSeq and is a predicted model, not a curated record. NCBI's taxonomy places the organism in Eukaryota, Metazoa, Arthropoda, Insecta, Hymenoptera, Halictidae.